AACAGACUUAAGCUCCGCCGGCUCUAGGGGAACAGUAGCGAGAAGCUUGUGUAUAGGAAUAACCUUAGGAAUAACCAAUCAGAACUGACUAGUGUGGCUGGGCGGGGGGCCUCGAGGGAGGACAGAUCUCUGCCACCUGAGGGUUGCUUGACUCCCAGCUGCUGCUCUCGCUGCACAGACCUCAUGGGGAAUAAAUACUUUGCUCACAAACAACUCCAAAGUCUUCCCUAGAAGAAGGAUGAACACUGAGAGACCGGAAUCCAUCUGGGCUGCCACUUUUGUCUCUGAAGGACUCUUAAUUGACACUCUUAGAAAUCAUCCGUUGUCCCUGCAAACCCCUUUUUUCAUUGCGGUCCUGCUGCGGUGGCGGCGAAACAGAUGACAGGACAGCUUCAGACCAUGUCAGGUGUGUCUGAGAGGUGUUUUUGUGAACAUGCACUCCAAGCGCUGGCUGUGAACGCGUAGUUCUAAUUGUUCGAAAGUGGACGAUCCUUGAAGGUGUCCUCGUGAUGGAGGGCCAUAAUUACGAACGCUUCGGGGAGGGGGAGAGGAACAACUAUCAGAUUGAUUACAGGAGGAUUGUCGGGGAUACGGAACCGGCGUGGCCUCACCUUGCGGGCAGAGAUGGGGAGCAAGCACAGUCGUACGGAACCUACAGCCACUCCGCGACCCAUAGCCACGGGCACGAGACGGCCGCGCAGCGAUACAGCGCCACGCGUAUCCAAGCUGGGUAUGAACCAGAGAGCAUGGCCGACUACUUGAUCAGCGGCGGCACAGGCUACGUUCCCGAGGACGGCAUGACUGCGCAACAGCUCUUCGCCAUCGGCGACGGGCUGACGUACAAUGACUUCUUGAUCCUCCCUGGUUUCAUAGAUUUUACCGCUGAUGAAGUGGAUCUAACCUCUGCAUUAACACGGAAGAUCACACUGAAGACGCCUCUCAUUUCAUCUCCCAUGGAUACAGUCACAGAGUCAUCCAUGGCCAUUGCUAUGGCAUUAAUGGGCGGGAUCGGAAUCAUUCAUCAUAACUGUACAGCUGAGUUCCAGGCCAAUGAGGUGCGCAAAGUCAAGAAAUUCGAACAGGGCUUCAUCACAGACCCCGUGGUAAUGAGCCCGCAACACACGGUAGGCGACGUGUUCGAAGCCAAGAUCCGCCACGGUUUCUCUGGGAUCCCUGUUACAGAGACCGGCAAGAUGGGAAGCAAGCUAGUUGGCAUCGUCACCUCUAGAGACAUUGACUUCCUCUCUGAGAAGGACCACGACAGACCUCUGGAGGAGGCAAUGACAAAAAGGGAGGAUCUAGUUGUCGCGCCCGCUGGGGUCACACUAAAAGAAGCUAAUGACAUUUUACAACGUAGUAAAAAAGGUAAACUUCCAAUCGUCAACGACAGCGACGAACUUGUGGCUAUCAUCGCCAGAACCGACUUGAAGAAGAACAGAGACUACCCUCUGGCUUCAAAGGACUCCCGCAAGCAGCUGCUCUGCGGGGCGGCCAUCGGGACCAGGGACGAUGACAAGUACAGGCUGGACCUCCUCAUGCAGGCGGGCGUGGACGUGGUGGUCCUGGACUCUUCCCAGGGUAACUCGGUGUAUCAAAUCAACAUGAUAAACUACAUCAAACAGAAGUACUCCGAACUCCAGGUGGUCGGUGGGAACGUGGUAACAGCUGCUCAGGCUAAAAACCUCAUUGAUGCCGGUGUAGAUGCCCUUCGGGUGGGGAUGGGAUGCGGCUCCAUCUGUAUCACACAGGAAGUGAUGGCGUGCGGGCGGCCUCAAGGCACGUCGGUGUACAAAGUGGCAGAGUACGCGCGACGUUUCGGAGUACCUGUAAUUGCUGACGGUGGUAUUCAGACCAUCGGGCACGUGGUCAAAGCGCUAGCACUUGGGGCAUCAACCGUGAUGAUGGGCUCCCUCCUCGCGGCAACCACCGAGGCUCCGGGAGAAUAUUUCUUUUCCGACGGUGUGCGUUUGAAAAAGUACAGAGGAAUGGGCUCCUUGGAUGCCAUGGAGAAAAACAAUAGCCAGAAGCGUUACUUCAGCGAAGGAGACAAGGUGAAAGUGGCUCAAGGUGUUUCGGGGUCAGUCCAAGAUAAGGGCUCCAUUCAGAAAUUUGUGCCGUACCUUAUCGCUGGUAUUCAACAUGGCUGCCAGGACAUCGGAGCAAAGAGUUUGUCAAUUUUACGGUCAAUGAUGUAUUCUGGAGAGUUGAAGUUCGAGAAGAGAACAAUGUCUGCUCAGAUGGAAGGCGGAGUGCACGGCCUUCACUCAUAUUCGUUUGUACCAUUUAUGAGAAGCGACUGUAUUGAGGUCGGAGGGAAAGGAAACGCACGAUCGGGACCGGACGUCCCCGCGCCGGCCCUGCUAAGCAGACGUACAGCACACAAGUGAACAUCUUCAGACUGGAAUGCCUGUAAAAGAUGAUCCUGACGGAUUAUUCUGUGGUGUGAUGCGUGUUUCCAGGCAUCAACGUUAAUGGAAAACUGGUUAGAAAGUGUUUCAAAAUCGAUCAACUUUUAGUUCACAAAAUAUGAAUUACUAAUAUUUUUCAAAUGUGAUAUACAGCAUGUACAUUAUGAUCAAAUUGACCAAAUAUUUACUGAAAGGAAUCACUGUCAAGCUUUUUUUAAAUUUAACUCUUAUUUUGAAAAUGUUGGUAAUUAAUAUUGAGUUGACUUAAAGUAAUAAAAUACGAUAUUAAACUGACAUCGAUCAAUUGUGUCAAUUACUGUGUAAGAGAAAAAUGCUGGAUUUUUGUUCUUUUUUUAUGGUAUUUAUUUAACAAAACUAUUAUUUUAGUGUGUUGUAGGGUAAAAAUAUUCGGAGACGCAUUGCUGCCACACUACCAAAAAAAAAAAAAAAAAAAAGUAUGUUUUUACAUGAUAGCUUACACGUUUUUUACAUGAAAAUAUUAAGUUUUUUCAUGAUAAUUUUCAAAAUUUUUUCUAUAUACUAAUGAUGACGUCUAUACAUAUUUUUCGCGAGAAAUUUUUUU
Messenger RNA from Corythoichthys intestinalis (scribbled pipefish), 2991 nucleotides. RefSeq names its product IMP (inosine 5'-monophosphate) dehydrogenase 1a (gene impdh1a). Lineage: Eukaryota; Metazoa; Chordata; Actinopteri; Syngnathiformes; Syngnathidae. Gene Ontology annotation, molecular function: IMP dehydrogenase activity. The transcript has 16 exons. Gene Ontology annotation, biological process: GTP biosynthetic process. The record is from RefSeq and is a predicted model, not a curated record. Gene Ontology annotation, cellular component: cytoplasm. The coding region runs from base 510 to 2387 and encodes 625 amino acids.